UGCAUGGAUGCGGAGCGGAGCUCGUGUGACGCCGGGCUUGAGGUCAACGCAGCCGCGGCCCGGUUCCUGGACCGGAACCUUACUUUUGGCAUCGACACCGCACGCUCUAUCAACCUCCCGACCCAACAUUCGCUCUUUGAGCACAAACCCACGCUAUUUCCAGAGACAAGCGCACUGGUGAAAGUGCAGCCAAGCGAGCAUGAGCGCAAAUAAGAAGAGCAGCCUUACUGGCUAUCUCCCAGAUAUCCUCAUGGCAGCUGCAGCACCGCUAAUAGCCUACUUCGUAAUUCGCAACCUCCUCACACGCCUCGAUCCGGAAGCUCAACAAAAAGAAGAAGCCCGCGCCAAAGCCUCAGCCGCCACACGUAAACUCGACGCCAUCCUCACAAGUAAACGGCGGAAAAGCUAUGGCGAAUACGACAGUGAAGAUGAGGAAGACACAGAAUCCAGGCACAGACGGCCCAGGAUACAGGAUCUCAAUUUGAAUACCUAUGAGCAGACGAUUGCCAUGGAGGUGGUUGCGCCCGAGGAGAUUCCCGUGAGCUUCGAGGACAUUGGCGGCCUCGACUCUAUUAUUGAGGAGCUCAAGGAGUCCGUCAUCUACCCUCUGACUAUGCCCCACCUCUAUUCGCACUCUUCCUCGCUCCUCAGCGCACCCAGCGGUGUGCUCCUCUACGGCCCUCCCGGCUGCGGAAAGACUAUGCUCGCAAAAGCCCUCGCGCACGAAUCCGGUGCCUGCUUCAUCAACCUACACAUCUCGACGUUAACGGAGAAAUGGUACGGCGACAGCAACAAGCUCGUCAACGCGGUCUUCAGUCUGGCGAGGAAGCUACAACCAAGUAUCGUAUUCAUCGACGAAAUUGACGCAGUCUUGGGACAGAGAAGAAGCGGAGAACACGAGGCCAGCGGAAUGGUGAAAGCCGAAUUUAUGACCCACUGGGACGGCCUCGCAUCCAGCACCUCCUCUGGCACAUCGACCCCCCAGCGAAUAUGCAUCCUCGGCGCCACAAACCGCAUCCAAGAUAUUGACGAAGCCAUUCUCCGCCGCAUGCCCAAGAAGUUCCCCGUCGCACUCCCUUCGGCCACACAGCGUCACAACAUCUUCUCUCUGAUCCUACGCGGCACCAAAAUCGACCACCAGAACUUUGAUCUAAACUACCUAGUCCGCGUCUCGGCUGGUAUGAGCGGUUCGGAUAUCAAGGAGGCGUGUAGAGAUGCGGCCAUGGGGCCAGUGCGAGAGUACAUCAGGAGAAAGAAGGCAGACGGCACGCUGAGGAGCAGCAAAGGGAUGGCACAGGGCGAUGUCCGCGGACUGAGGACAGAAGACUUCUUCGGUCGGGGAAAGGGGCUGCGCGAGAUGGAGAAGGUGGACGAUACACGCGAGGAAAUGAAUGCGCGCGUACGAAGUCGAGUUCACACUACUUCCGAAGAGUCGGAGGAAGCGAGCAGCAGCGACAGCACAGCCAGUGGCGAAGACAGAUUCCGCGACUCGGCAUACCAGGGCGCGACCAACGAGGCCGUGGUACAGUAAUGACAGCGCUGCCAUAAACUAUCAGUAUCGCCUUGUAAAAUGUCUGUAUAUGUUGGAAUAUCACGAAGACGAGACAAACGUACAUAUGGGUGGCGUUUCUGUGGGCUAGGCAUAGAUUUAAGGAAGGGACGUGAUACAACGUCACAUCAUGCUACAAUAUAUCGAAUCACAACUGUGAACACC
Messenger RNA from Alternaria rosae, 1714 nucleotides. RefSeq names its product P-loop containing nucleoside triphosphate hydrolase protein. The record is from RefSeq and is a predicted model, not a curated record. The transcript has 4 exons. The coding region runs from base 200 to 1531 and encodes 443 amino acids. Gene Ontology annotation, cellular component: mitochondrial outer membrane. Gene Ontology annotation, molecular function: ATP hydrolysis activity; ATP binding. Lineage: Eukaryota; Fungi; Ascomycota; Dothideomycetes; Pleosporales; Pleosporaceae.